CUCAAAACAUCCACAAACUGCCAACUACCUCGUCGCCUUCGGUCUGAAUAUAAAACCAACCAACAUUCAACUCUCUCCCUCUCUCUCUCUCUUCCUGCUACGUGUACUCUUGUCAGUUGUCAGUUUCACCGAUGGCCUGCCGCUUCAAGAUUGAGCCAGCUGUGGAAGUCGAGGCGAGACAUCGCCGCCGCGGGCGGUGCAGUCUGGGCCCGCGGACGCCGCGGCGCUCUGCGAGGAGCUGCGUCGGAUAUGCGGGUCCCACCAGAGAGAGGGAUCGGAGGCUGAGAUGUGGAGGGGCGUAGUGGAGAGGGGGCUGCUGAAGCCUAGCCACCCUCACCAGCUUCAUCAGCUGGUUUACUACUCUGCGUACGCCAAAUGGGAUGUCUCAGCUCGAGGCCCACCUCCGUAUUGGUUCCCUUCCAAGGUGCACUGCAAAGAUACAAAUCUUGGGCGAAUAAUGGAAGUUCAUGGUCCAAAGGUUUUGGGAUCACUAUAUCACGAUCCCAUUGAAAGCUUUGCUCUCUUCCAGAAAUUCUCAGUUCAGCAUCCUGAGGUCUAUUGGUCAAUUGUCGUUAAAGAGCUCGCAGUUACAUUUCAUGAUCCUCCAAAAACUAUUUUAGAUACUUCAGAUGAAUCUAAGAGCGGGGGAACUUGGUUUCCAGGAGCAGUCCUGAAUAUAGCUGAGUGUUGUCUGCUACCGAGCCAUUCACCAAAAAGGACUGAUGAGAGCGUCGCCAUUGUUUGGAGGGAUGAAGGUUUUGAUGAUUCCCCUGUUAACUAUUUGACACUAAGGGAACUCCGUGAGCAAGUGAUGAUGGUUGCAAAUGCUCUUGAUGCUACAUUUACAAAGGGAGAUGCAAUUGCUAUAGAUAUGCCGAUGACAUAUACUGCAGUUAUCAUAUACUUAGCCCUUAUUCUUGCCGGAUAUGUUGUUGUCUCAAUAGCUGACAGCUUUGCUGCAAAGGAAAUUGCCAGUCGUAUGAGAAUAUCUGAUGCAAAAGGAAUAUUUACUCAGGAUUUUAUUAGCAGAGGAGGGAGAAAGUUUCCUUUGUAUAGUCGAGUUAUAGAGGGAUGUCAGUGCAAAGCUAUUGUUGUUCCUGUCCUGGGCAGUAGUGUGGGAGUUACUCUAAGGAAUCAUGAUAUGUCGUGGAAAGACUUCAUAUCAUGUGCAGACGGCAUUCCAAGGCCAUGCAACUAUUCUCCUGUUUAUCAACAGACGGACGCUGUGACUAAUAUACUCUUCUCUUCAGGAACCACAGGAGAUCCGAAAGCUAUUCCUUGGACGCAGCUCUCUCCAAUAAGAUGUGCAGCUGAUUCAUGGGCACAUAUUGAUAUCCAAGCAGGAGAUGUUACCUGCUGGCCUACGAAUCUGGGGUGGGUGAUGGGCCCAAUUUUGUUGUAUUCUUGCUUUCUAAAUGGUUCUACUUUGGCUCUCUUUCACGGCUCUCCUCUAGGUCGCAGCUUUGGCAAGUUUGUUCAGGAUGCAGCUGUGACCGUGUUAGGUACAGUGCCAAGUCUAGUGAAAACCUGGAAGAGUAGCAAUUGUAUGGAAGGGCUUGAUUGGACAAAGAUUAGAACAUUUGCUUCUAGUGGAGAAGCUUCUAAUGUUGAUGAUGACCUAUGGCUUUCUUCAAGAGCAUUUUAUAGACCUAUUAUUGAAAUCUGUGGAGGGACUGAGCUUGCUGCUUCAUACUUACAAGGAAGUGCUUUACAACCACAAGCUUUUGGAGCAUUCAGCACACCGACAAUGUCGACAGGCUUCGUAAUUUUCGAUGAUGAAGGAAUUCCUUAUUUGGAUAAUCAACCUUGUAUUGGAGAAGUGGGUUUGUUUCCUUUAUUCAUGGGUGCAAGUGAUAGAUUGCUCAAUGCUGAUCACAAAAAGGUCUACUUCGAUGGAAUGCCAGUUUAUAGAGGAAUGAAACUCAGACGACACGGAGAUAUAAUCCGACGAACAGUAGGUGGCUACUACAUCGUACAGGGUAGAGCGGAUGAUACCAUGAAUCUAGGAGGCAUCAAGACAAGUUCAGUGGAGAUUGAACGAGUAUGCAAUAGAGCUGAUGAGAGAGUAUUGGAGACUGCUGCAAUAGGCGUUAGGUUCAAAAUUGGAGGACCAGAACAGUUGGCAGUGCUGGUGGUCUUAAAACCCGGACCGUCAAAUUGUAAACCAGAUCUUUUGAAGGCAAAAUUUCAGAAUGCUAUUCAGAAAGAUCUCAACCCUUUGUUCAAGGUGAGCUUAGUGAAAAUUGUGCCUGAAUUUCCUCGAACAGCUUCCAACAAAUUGCUGCGCAGAGUUCUAAGGGAUCAAUUGAAGCAAGAAUUUUCAACUAGCAGCAAACUAUGAUUCCACUGCAAAGUCUUUUGAUGGAUGUAUUCUGAUGGCUAGUGGUGUUAUCGUUAUAGAUACAGCCAUACAGUCACCAUGAGCUGAAUGAGAUUUAGAAUGAAAAGCUAUCGUGCUUGCAGUAAAAUUACAGAGACAUUGGGAACAAAGAGCCCUCAAAAUUGUGUAAUAAGAUCCAGGCAAAUAAGAUAUCAUGGUCACAGUACUUGCAAUUCCGCAUAA
Messenger RNA from Asparagus officinalis (garden asparagus), 2563 nucleotides. RefSeq names its product probable acyl-activating enzyme 18, peroxisomal. The record is from RefSeq and is a predicted model, not a curated record. Bases 287 to 2341 code for a protein of 684 amino acids. The transcript is spliced from 14 exons. NCBI's taxonomy places the organism in Eukaryota, Viridiplantae, Streptophyta, Magnoliopsida, Asparagales, Asparagaceae.